GAAAUCAUCAGUUGUUUCAAGCUCUUAAAGUGUAUAGCAUCAAAAAUGAAUUUAACUGCCUUUCAAAAAGAAGUUCUCGAGCGACACAACCAGCUACGUGCCAAACAUUCUGCCCCACCUUUACAACUCGAUGCUGGCUUGAGUGAAUAUGCUCAACAAUGGGCUGAUAACCUGGUAAGCCGAAAUGCCUUGGAGCAUCGCAGCGAUAAAAAGUAUGGAGAAAACCUCUAUGCUUGUUUUGGAAAGUGUGAAGUCUCGGGUUCCGAAGCAGUGGACUCCUGGUACAACGAGAUCAAAAGUUAUACAUUCGGAGCUCCAAAACCAGCAAACUUUUCGCAGGUGGGCCAUUUCACCCAGGUAGUUUGGAAGAACUCACGCAACCUAGGUGUAGGCAUUGCUGUACAAGGAACUAACGUUUACGUCGUUUGCAACUACGACCCUCCUGGAAACUAUAGCGGGCAGUAUACUGCGAAUGUAACAAGCUCUUGAAAGACAAAACAUGCUGGAAUUAUGAGAAUAUCGUAAUAAAAGGUUCUUAAUCAAUGUUUAAUAAAA
Molecule: messenger RNA, 555 nt
Organism: Anopheles funestus (African malaria mosquito)
Lineage: Eukaryota; Metazoa; Arthropoda; Insecta; Diptera; Culicidae
Exons: 3
Coding region: 46-489 (147 amino acids)
Cellular component (GO): extracellular region
Source: RefSeq, a predicted model, not a curated record